This is a messenger RNA of Lotus japonicus, 667 nucleotides long. RefSeq lists its product as uncharacterized. NCBI's taxonomy places the organism in Eukaryota, Viridiplantae, Streptophyta, Magnoliopsida, Fabales, Fabaceae. The coding region runs from base 123 to 512 and encodes 129 amino acids. The record is from RefSeq and is a predicted model, not a curated record. The transcript has 3 exons.
GGGUCUGAGUCUGAUAUUUAUACAGAGCAAAACAUGUGUCGUGUUAAUAAAGCGAGUACCAUACUCUUCUUUCGUUUAGUUCCUCUCGCCAACGCUUCUCUCUCUCGUUCGUUCGAUCCACGAUGGAAUCUCCGGUGCACGUGCCGGCGAGCGAGACGGCGUCGUUUAGGACAGACGAGAAGCACGUGCACUUCCUCAACACCAUGGAAGCCUCCUUCGUCCGCACAAUGCUCGACAACAAGAACAACCACCGCCGCCACCACCACCGCUUCCUCCGCCUCGAUCGCCACCUCCCCGACACCUCAGAAUCUACCUUAGAUAUGAAACACUGCCGCACCGGAAAACACCAUGCUCCCUCCUCAGAUUCAGUGGGUCAAACAACCAAAAGAACGAAGAGGAGAUCAUCUCAGCCGUGCGAUUCAUCACAGGAUCAGGUAGUCCCACAAGUAGAAAAUGAAGAAAGGAAAGGUGCGGCUUGUUAUGGCGACAAUGACAAAGGAGCAGAGAAUUAAUGUCCACCCACCAUCGAUGAAAGAUCCCAAGUUUUUUUUUUCUUCCCUUUUUUGAAUUUGUUCCUAUUUUUCGUUUGUAGUUUUAUUUUAUCCAUUCUUUUACCUUAACAUUUAAUUUCUAAAGUGUCUCUGGUAAUAUUUUGUUUUCUGCUCAA